Messenger RNA from Sorghum bicolor (sorghum), 900 nucleotides. RefSeq lists its product as uncharacterized. NCBI's taxonomy places the organism in Eukaryota, Viridiplantae, Streptophyta, Magnoliopsida, Poales, Poaceae. The record is from RefSeq and is a predicted model, not a curated record. The transcript has 3 exons. Bases 171 to 569 code for a protein of 132 amino acids.
GGCCGACGAAUAUACCCAUCGCUUCAUCCGUUUCCUUUGCCCAAAGCCCCAAACGUGCGGUGUCUCUUGAUCUUGCAUCUCUGCACCUCCCCGGACAAUCGACUUCGCCGGCAGCCCCGCCGGCGACGACAGGCACAGUGGAGCACGGAGGAGGAAGUACCCUGCUGUGAAUGGGUAAUUCCACGAACAAAGACAAAGUUCAUGACAAGGAAACUCACGGAACAAGUAGCAAUAUAACUGAGGAGACGUCUGUGGAAAAGGUGAAGGCUCCAGAUCUGCUUGAGCGAGCAAAGGAAGAGAUCGAGGCUCUUGCCGGAGCUGUUCAUACUAAGAUGGAGCACCAUUCCAGUCCCCAUGAGAAGAAGGGAGAAUCACAUAAGGAAGACAAGGAGGGGAGCCUGCACAAUAUAAAAACACACACGAAUGAAACUCACGGAACAAGUGAUGACAUAAAUGAGAACACACCAGUCGACAAAGUCAAAGGCCCGAAUGUGUUUGAGCGUGCCAAGGAAGAGAUUGAAGCUAUUGUCGAAGCUAUCCAUCCGAAGAGUGGAUCAGACAGUAAGUGAAGACUGAGACCCCUGGGGCUGUUCUGCCUUAAACUGGCUGCAGAAGCCUUAACAUGAGGUCAUGAGCUACCAGAUAGACACAUGCUUUCAAUGACGUCCACCCAGGUGGUGUUUUGUAUACGCGUUCUGGAGCUGUAAAAGCUAAGAGCUGACUUGUUUUGUAUGCUACACUGUUCUCCGUUGUGCCAUUGUGGUUUGUUUGAGCAGAGGUGUGUAGGUUCAACGUGGAAUUGUGAUGCUUCAGGCCUCGUUUGUUUGGCCUGGAUUGAGGCUGGGAACUAUUCUAGCUAAUCAAUGUUAAUACAAAUAAGUCUUAUCAUUCUAGGUGGAA